AUGAUUGGUAAUGAAAAGAAACUCAAACAUAAAAGAAGCAUCACCAUGCCAGGCCUGAUCAACAAGGAGAGACAGAAUGCUCUGCCUCUCAGUGUCUCCGAGAUCACUUCCUGUGUCAGAGGUUACACUCUAGCCCUGACAGCAUCCAUGACCUACAACAACUUUGAGGACCAUCCUAUUGAAGGUAUCUUCAUUUACCCACUGGAAGAAUGCUCUACCGUUGUGGGAUUCGAGGCUAUGAUCUCCAGCCAAAUAAUAACAGUGCAAAUCAAAGACAAGUCCAAGAUGGAUGACUGUUACUUUGAUUGCUGCACUACAGCUAAUGGAGCCCUUCAGAGUGGCAGUGGACAGAUAGUGCUGGACGAGGACUUGGAGAGGACGGUGUUGGUGGUGAAUCUGGGGGUCAUCCCACCUCUGGAGACAGUCAACGUGCUGGUCAGCACCUCCUCUGAGCUGCCCACCUUGCCGGACGGGGGAAUCCGUGUCACGUCACCCUCCGUGUGCACCCCGAGGGUCCAGAGGACCAUCAACGAGGAGCAGGGACUCUCCCCCAACUUCCAGAACAGAACGAGGGACAGGCAUAAUUGUGCCCUGGGUCCACAUGAACAGACACCCAUAAAUCCCCAGCUGUGCAUGGCCCUGCUACUGGAGGAAGAGGCCAUCAACUCCAUCGACUAUGAGUUUAGCUUCCAGCUGGAGAUCAGAGCCCCCUAUCUCCUUGCAGGUGUGGAGAGCCCCUCUCAUGCGAUCCGGGCCGACGCAGACCCCCUGGCCCGCUCAGCCACCAGUGUUGUCAUCACCCUGGCUGACAAAUACACCUACGACUGCCCUGUGGAGAUCCUCAUCUACCCCAGCGAUCCUCAUCUGCCACAUGUGCUGAUUGAGGAUGGAGACAUGACACUGGAGGAGUACGAUGAUCACCUCGCGGGGAAGAGUGACUUCAUCAAGGCCACCAAGAAGGACUCCAGCAAUGAAAAGAAAGUGGAUAUCAUUCGUAAGCGUCUCCACAAGGACAUCCUUCACAACCCUGUGGUCAUGCUCAACUUCUGCCCAGACCUCAAGUCCAUGACCUCUGACCUGAGGAAGGUGCAUGGAGAGUACAUCUUCCUCAUUGACCGCAGUGGGAGCAUGAGCGGGGUCAACAUCAGCCGUGUCAAGGAUGCCAUGGUGGUGAUUCUGAAGAGCCUUGUGCCUGCCAGCCUCUUCAACAUCAUUGGCUUUGGCUCCACAUUCAAAACACUGUUUACUACCAGUCAGAGCUAUGAUGAGGAAACAGUAACCAUGGCUUGUGAGUACAUCAAGAAGAUCCGAGCUGACAUGGGCGGCACCAAUAUCCUGGCACCGCUCAAAUGGAUCCUGAGGCAACCAAUGCACGCAGGUCAUCCUCGCAUGCUCUUCCUGCUCACGGACGGGGCUGUCAACAACACAGGGAAGGUCAUCGAGCUGGUCCGCAGCCAUGCCCGCUACACCAGGUGCUACACCUUCGGCAUCGGUCAGAGUGCUUGCAGGAGACUGAUGACAGGACUGGCAGCCGUUUCCAAAGGAACGGCAGAGUUCUUGGCAGAAGGGGAGAGACUGCAACCCAAGAUUAUUAAGUCGCUGAAGAAGACCAUGGCCCCAGUGCUGAGUGACAUAGCCAUCGACUGGUUGUUCCCUGACACCAAGGAGGUGUUGCUCUCCCCAGUGGGCUCCACAUUCCUGUUCCCUGGGGACUGUUUGAUUGGCUACAGCGUGGUGUGCGACACCACGCGCUACCAUCCCGAUCCCAAAUCUGAUAAAAGGAGGCGAUACAGUAUGAUGCAUUCCAAUGUGUCAGCUAGCUCCGUGUUUUACCACUCCCAAGAGGAGGACCCAGAGACGACUACAGGCUUCUCUGACGGUCCAGGGAUGCACAGGGACAUACACUCCAGCCUGCCGUUGGACUCCUAUCUGGACUCCAUGUCAGAAAGCAGCUCUGGCCCCACAGAACACAAAGCCAUGGGAAUAGAGAACAAAACGCCACCUAGAAGACGUGUGUAUAGCACCAGCCAGAUAGUGGAAUACAACCAAAACAUGAAGAAGACCUGCACUCCCAGUGACCCCAGCUCUGUAGAGGGGAAGAACCCACUGAGGAGAGCUAAGGUCCAGGAGCUGAAUGGACAGACCAGCCCUGACUAUGGAGCACAGUGGAAGACUGAAUACCACCCACAGCUAGUGAACCUGUGUGCCACAUCUGCCACGGGUUCCAGGGAGCGCCCUGCCAACGGCGCUUCUCACACACCCUCCCCCCAUCUGGAGUGGGCUCCCCAAGAGGUGGACCCAGAGCAGGCCCAGCCCCCCGCCUCCAACCUGCAGGCCGAAGCCACCAGGAGCAGGGCUGACCCAGAGCACGCUCCAGGAGGAACCAAGAGCACCGGUUGGGAGGACUGCUCCUCCUCCACUGACCCUUCUGUCGGCAGCUUAGGAGACGCAGACUGCUACCCCAAUCAGCUGUGUGAGAUAGAACCCCCCCAGGAGCCUCCAGCCACGCCAGACCUGAACACCACCCCAGACUGUCAGGAGGUGGUGAAGGGGGACUGUAAGGCCGUGGUGUCGGGCCUGCUCUGCGGGAAACCAGUCAAGUGGGAGGUGACCUUUGACAUAAACCCCUACCUGAAGGGCAGAGAGCGGGAAGAGAAAGUUCACGAGGAACUGUGGAACGAAACGUUCCAUCAUCUGGCUGGACGUUCCAUUAUUCAGGAUUUUGAAAACAUGGCAGAUAAGGAGUGUGAGAUUGAGCAUGGUUCUGGCAGAAGAUGCCAGUUGUAUGCCAUCCACACCAGCAAGGCCUGUAACAUUCUCAGUAAAUACACUGCAUUUGUCCCUGUUGAUCUGGACACUAAUGAAUAUCUACAGACCUUAAUCGACUACAUCAACCCAGGUGAGGGUCUGAAGUGGGGCUCUCGCUCGGGGAGCAGGAAGAACCAGGUUUACUCCAUCGGACUGGGCCGCUCCCAGUCUGGCUGCAUGUCAGAGGAGGCUGAGGACGGGCAUCUAUACCCCAGUGUGGAAGAUGGGGCCUCUCCGUGCAGCACCCCCUCAUCCUCUGGCUGGGAAAGAAGCAGCUUUACAAAUGCCCCCCAGAGGAGCCCGUCUGUGACCUCAGACCAAUCACAGAAGUUGGUGGAGAGCCUCUUCUCAGCCAGACUGACUCUCAGCCGGACAAGACUCCUGACCCGGGCUGCCAGGGGCUUCAUGUUUGGCUCAAACAGCAAAACCAGCAACUCUGUAGGGGAGAGCGAGAAUGAAAAAAAAGACUACAUUCCUCUGGUGUCCUUACAGUUGGCGUGUGGUGCGUUCUGCCUGGACAGCGCUCUGUGUGAGGCCAUCAAUGUGCACAUGGACAAGCUGAAGUGGACAUCUCCCUUCACCAGCCACCGGAUCAGUCUGAGUCACCACGUCUCCCACUCAGCCAGUUGCCACUCAGACAGCAGCACUGCAGAGGACAGCCACAAGUCCACCUCUCCGUCUCCAUUUGAGAGCUCAGCUAAGGUAACAGAGACCAGCCUGGCAGGCCACCACCAGACUGGAGACCUGGCUGUCAGCAGCCACAGCCAGACGGGCCAAGGCCCCUCACACCUGGCCAGGAGUCUCCGGAUGGAGGGUGGGCCAGGAUCUUCUCUUUUCUUCCUGGGCGGCCCCUCCACCCCUACCACCUACGCCGAGCCCCCUCUCUACCCUCAUUCCCUGACUGACGGCGGACGGGGCUCGGAGUCGGAGAGUGUGGAAACACCCCCAGCAGCGCCCCUUGGGUCUGAGAAGAGGCUGGAUACGGAGGGCAUGGUGUGGGCCACGGCUGUAGCCCUGGCCUGGCUGGAGCACAGUUCGGCCAGCUACUUCAUAGAGUGGGAGCUGAUAGCAGCUAAGGCUAGCAUGUGGCUCAGUGCCCAGAGCAUCCCUGAAGGAAAGGACUUAGCCUCGGUCAAGUCUGCUGCCAACCAGCUCUUUAUCAUCCUCAGACACUGGGACGAGAACCUGCAGCUCAACAUGCUCUGCUACAACCCCAACAGUGUCUGAUCGCAUCGCAUGCACCGUCCUCCACCACGACAUAUCCAACUAUGCUAACUGACUAACGCUUUACAAACAAAAAAAUUGUAUUUGCUGUUCUGAUGAUUUUGUUAUGUGAGGUUGUUGUGAGCAUUGUGUAGUUGGAUUAAUCAUGUUGUGAUAACUUCUAAACAUGUCAGAAGCUUCUCAGAGGCAUGCUUGUUGUCUCCAUGUGGAUGGAUACAGACCAUGCAUUCACUAGCUAUGGGUCAGUGAAAGAAAUCCGAAGUGUUCGCGUAAACGUGCUGUAAAGUUACUUGCUGACUGUUUACAUAUUUGAGAGAAAAUAUAUGUUUUGUUUGUGUUUAAUAUGUCCAUCAUAUUGAUGUCCAAUGAUGAGAGAAUCUGCCAAAACAAUACCAAUUAUUAAUAUUGCAUCUAAUGUGUUUGCUCGUCACCAUCAUUUCAAAACCCAUAUUGUGAUAUAAGAAUGAGCCUGGUAGCAGAUCUGUUUGUGCCGUUUUGCCAACUUUGCGAACUCCUCUUCUCAUGUUUAAUGUGUUUUUAUUGUAUUUUCAUCAGCCAUAAGUGCCUAACAAUGAUCCAACACAAACAACGAUUGGUUAUCUGGAAUACGUAUUUGGAUGUUUUGCUGAUGUCAUGCAUUGUCCAUUCAUCAACAUGUUGUUUGACAUACUGUAUUAAUUGUGUUUCCUUAUAAGAAAAUGCUCAGCAGGUUUUCUUUGUAGAUGUUUUCGUAGUUCUGAAUAAUUUGAUAUAAACGUUUUCCUUGGUCCUUGUUAUCUUUUACAAGGCAUUGUGCUUUGCUCUCAUAUUUACUCAUAAACUUGUGUUGUUUUACUCAGGUAAUAUUAUUUUCCUCAGGCUUUGACAUUGCAUCCAUCCCGCUGCAUGGAAACCAGGUGUUUGUGUUUUAAAAGAUGUAUCAACAGUUGGAGCAAAGCAAUUCCCCCACAGUCAACCUAUUCUGCUGCAUUUGGCUGUCGGAGAUGAGAUCUAUGGUGUGUCUUAAAUGUCUCCCUAUUCCCUUUAUAGUGCACUAUAUUUGACCAGGGCUCUGGUCAAAAGUAUCUCACUGCAUAGGGGAUAAGGUGCCAUUUGGGACGCAUCUCUAGAAAUGUCAUAAUGUAAUUGUGAUCUGUAUAAGCUUAUUGUGGUUGUGGUGGCUGGCUUUACUUGUGAGAAGUUGUAUUUUUCAUGUUUCGAGGUCAAACAUACUCUACAUGACCAAAAGUAUGUGGACACCUCCUUGUCAAACAUUUCAUUCCAAAAUCAUGGGCAUUAAUAUGGAGUCGGUCCCCCAUUUGCUGCUAUAACAGCUUUCACUGUUCUGAGAAGGCUUUCCACUAGAUCAUUGCUGCAGAGACUUGCUUCCAUUCAGCCACAAGAGCAUUAGUGAGGUCGGACACUGAUGUUGGGCAAUUAGGCCUGGCUUGCAAUCUGCUUUCCAAUUAAUCUCAAAGGUAUUCGUUGGAGUUGAGGUCAGGGCUCUGUGCAGGCCAGUUAAGUUCUUGUACACGGCAUUGUCAUGCUGAAACAGGAAAGGGCCUUUCCCAAACUGUUGCCACAAAAUUGUAAGCACAGAAUCGUCUAGAAUGUCAUUGUAUGAUGUAUCGUUAAGAUUUCCCUUCACUGGAACUAAUGGGCCUAGCCCGAACCAUGAAAAACAGCCCCAGACCAUUAUUCCUCCUCCACCAAAAUGUUGUUUGCACUAUGGUAGCAUUCUCCUGGCAUCCACCAAACCCAGAUUCAUCCGUCGAACUGCCAGAUGGUGAAGCGUGAUUCAUCACUCCAGAGAACGCGUUCCCACUGCAGACAAUUUUUAUGUGUUACGCGCUUCAGCACUUGGCGGUCCCGUUCUGUGAGCUUGUGUGGCCUACCACUUCGCGGCUGAGCCGUUGUUGCUCCUAGACUUUUCCACUUCACCAUAACAGCACUUACAGUUGACCGGGGCAGCUCUAGCAGGGCAGAAAUUUGGCGAACUGACUUGUUGGAAAGGUGGCAUCCUAUGACGGUGCCACAUUGAAAGUCACUGAGCUCUUAGGCCAUUCUACUGACAAUGUUUGUCUAUGGAGAUUGCAUGGCUGUGUGCUCAAUUUUAUCCACCUGUCAGCAAUGGGUGUUGCUGAAAUCCAAAUCCACUCAUUUGAAAAGGUGUACACAUACUUUUAUAUAUAUGUAGUGUACCUCGCCAUUGCUGCUGUGUGUUUUGAAAAGAUUGUUGACUGUUUGUUUGGGGCUGCAUGUAAUAAAAUGUGUUUACU
Messenger RNA from Oncorhynchus nerka (sockeye salmon), 6290 nucleotides. Its product is annotated as von Willebrand factor A domain-containing protein 5B1-like. The record is from RefSeq and is a predicted model, not a curated record. Lineage: Eukaryota; Metazoa; Chordata; Actinopteri; Salmoniformes; Salmonidae. Bases 1 to 4035 code for a protein of 1344 amino acids. The transcript has 21 exons.